AUGAAUGCCCACCCCAAGGAGAUGGUGCCCCUCAUGGGCAGGAAAGCCACCGUCACCAGCGGGAACCAAGUCGUCCUACAGGAGAAGCGGCCAGCGGAGAUCACCCCCACUAAGAAGAGCGCGCACUUCUUCCUGGAGAUUGAAGGGUUUGAGCCCAACCCCACAGUGGCCAAGACCUCUCCCCCCAUCUUCUCCAAGCCGAUGGAUUCCAACAUCCGGCAGUGCCUCUCUGGCAACUGUGAUGACAUGGACUCCCCGCAAUCUCCUCAGGAUGAUGCGACAGAGACCCCGUCCAAUCCCAACAGCCCCAGUGCAAACCUGGCCAAAGAGGAGCAGAGGCGGAAAAAGAAGCGGCUGAAGAAGUGCCUCUUUGCGGCUGUGUCCGAGGGCUGCGUGGAGGAGCUGGUGCAGCUGCUGGUGGAGCUGCAGGAGCUAUGCAAGAGGCGCCGCAACCUGGACGUGCCCGACUUCCUCAUGCACAAGCUGACGGCCUCAGACACAGGGAAGACCUGUCUGAUGAAGGCCUUGCUGAACAUCAACCCCAACACCAAGGAGAUCGUGCGGAUCCUGCUCGCCUUUGCCGAUGAGAACGACAUUCUGGACAGGUUCAUCAACGCCGAGUAUACCGAGGAGGCCUACGAAGGGCAGACGGCGCUGAAUAUCGCCAUCGAGCGGCGGCAGCGAGACAUCACAGCGCUGCUCAUCGCGGCCGGCGCCGACGUCAACGCCCACGCCAAGGGGGUCUUCUUCAACCCCAAGUACCAGCACGAGGGCUUCUACUUCGGCGAGACACCCCUUGCCCUGGCAGCAUGUACCAACCAGCCCGAGAUCGUGCAGCUGCUGAUGGAGAACGAGCAGACAGACAUCACCUCGCAGGACUCACGGGGCAACAACAUCCUACAUGCGCUGGUGACGGUGGCCGAAGACUUUAAGACACAGAAUGACUUCGUUAAGCGCAUGUACGACAUGAUCUUGCUGAGGAGUGGCAACUGGGAGCUGGAGACCAUGCGAAACAAUGACGGCCUCACCCCGCUGCAGCUGGCCGCCAAGAUGGGCAAGGCCGAGAUCCUGAAGUACAUCCUCAGUCGUGAGAUCAAGGAGAAGCGACUCCGGAGCUUGUCCAGGAAGUUCACCGACUGGGCAUAUGGGCCCGUGUCAUCCUCGCUCUACGACCUCACCAACGUGGAUACCACAACAGACAACUCGGUGCUGGAAAUCAUUGUCUACAAUACCAACAUUGAUAACCGGCACGAGAUGCUGACCCUGGAGCCCCUGCACACGCUGCUGCGUAUAAAGUGGAAGAAGUUUGCCAAGUACAUGUUCUUCCUGUCCUUCUUCUUUUAUUUCUUCUACAACAUCACCCUGACGCUCAUCUCUUACUACCGACCCCGGGAGGAGGAGGCCCUGCCGCACCCCCUGGCCCUGACGCACAAGAUGGGGUGGCUGCAGCUCCUGGGGAGGAUGUUCGUGCUCAUCUGGGCCAUGUGCAUUUCCGUGAAGGAGGUGAUUGUCCUCUUUGAGCUAACACCCUCAGAUCUGCAGUCCAUCCUCUCGGAUGCCUGGUUUCACUUUGUCUUUUUUGUCCAAGCUGUGCUUGUGAUACUGUCUGUCUUCUUGUACUUGUUUGCCUACAAAGAGUACCUCGCCUGCCUCGUGCUGGCCAUGGCCCUGGGCUGGGCGAACAUGCUCUACUACACGCGGGGGUUCCAGUCCAUGGGCAUGUACAGCGUCAUGAUCCAGAAGGUCAUUUUGCAUGAUGUUCUGAAGUUCUUGUUUGUAUAUAUCGUGUUCUUACUCGGAUUCGGAGUAGCCCUGGCCUCGCUGAUUGAGAAGUGCCCCAAGGACCACAAGGACUGCAGCUCCUACGGCAGCUUCAGCGAUGCUGUGCUGGAACUCUUCAAACUCACCAUAGGCCUGGGCGACCUGAACAUCCAGCAGAACUCCAAGUACCCCAUCCUCUUCCUGUUCCUGCUCAUCACCUACGUCAUCCUCACCUUCGUCCUCCUCCUCAACAUGCUCAUCGCCCUCAUGGGAGAGACGGUUGAGAACGUCUCCAAGGAGAGUGAGCGCAUCUGGCGCCUGCAGAGAGCCAGGACGAUCUUGGAGUUUGAGAAGAUGCUGCCAGAAUGGCUGAGGAGCAGGUUCCGGACGGGGGAGCUGUGUAAAGUGGCCGAGGAAGAUUUCCGGCUGUGCCUGCGGAUCAACGAGGUGAAGUGGACUGAAUGGAAAACACACGUCUCCUUCCUCAACGAAGAUCCCGGGUCCGUGAGGCGGACAGCAGAUUUCAACAAAAUCCAAGAUUCUUCCAGGAGCAACAGCAAAACCACCCUCAAUGCGUUUGAAGAAAUAGAUGAGUUCCCGGAAACUUCAGUGUAGCAGCAGAAUCCGGAGCUGGUGUGCGCAUGGGUGCUGCAGGCUGAUCCAGGACUGCGUGCUGAGGGCUUUGCCUCGUGAUGGAGCCUGGCCCUGCCCGCCUGGAAGCAGAAAGCACCCUCGGGCUGAACUGAGAGGCAGUUGUCAGUUUUCUGCGUGGAAGAGACCCUGGAUUUUGUUACUUGGUGAAGAGUUUGUGUGGACGGAUGGCCAGCAGUCCUGAACCUGGGGUUCCUGAAAUCCCUGGGUUCACCAGCUGGUGACCAGGUCAGCUCGGCUGGGAGAGGAGCGGUAGGGAAGGGGCAGGGCCCGAGGAGCAGAACUUUCUUCCUGCCAACAUCUCCUUGGGAGCCCCAGCCGCAGCCCACACAUCCCUCCUCUCCCCUGCUGUGACUGGGGCUUCUGAAUUGAAGGGACUCUUGGUCCCAUCCCAGAACAUACAGGGGACUGAGCAAGUCCGAUCUCCUGGGGGAGGGGGGUGUGAGUUAUGGAAAUGCCCUUCCAGAACCUUCAGGGAACAGAAACUACCCUUGGAAUGAGUGCCCACUGGCACCCCAAGGCUCAAACUGUCUCAAAGUGAGAGACUUUUCGUAGUGUAAUUAACACUGUUUAUUAUUAUUAUUAUUAUUAUUAUUUUAUUUUCAAUAGAAAAAGGACAUUUCAGUUUUAAAUGAAAAACACUUCAGAUGAAGUCCAUGACUUUAAAAGUGGAGAAGUAGAUUUGAGGGUUUGGGACUGGAUGGAAGUAUUGUGUACUAGGCCUCAGGGUGGCCGGGGCAAAAACAAAAAGCUUUUCUUUGCGCGCACAAAGGUCCAGAUGAGACGUGCACAGUGUGAGGCGGCCCCGGCACUGGCAGCUGACUCCGGCGCCAGCUGGACGCUGUGAUGGGGUGAGAGAGCCUGGCUCUCCUCCUCGCCCCGGCCCUGCAGUAGUGCCCGCCUCCAAGCUGGGUCCCAGCCUCGCCUGAAACAGAAAUAGCAGCUGCUCUAUUUAUAUGGCCUGACAUCCCAGAGGUGACUCUCAUACGUCAGUGUUUCUCAUCGGAGGAAUUCAACAGAAGACCUGAAACGCUCUGGCACUAAAGAUUCUUGUUAACUGUGAGUUUGGAAGCUGAGGAAAAGGUUGAGAAAGGCGCAUUUGCCAAGAUGAGUGGCUGGCUUUUAGAGCCUCAUCCUCUGGUUUCCUCCCCCUGAAAUCACACGGAGCCAGUCUGGGGGCAGAAAUGAAGUAGAGAGGGAAGAAAUGUCCCAGAUGUCUGGAGCCGCUCCGCCUUGGUUGUCUGGUAAAAGGAUUCAUGUGGGAAUUGUUGAGGAGGAAUGACAAGUAUAUUAACCAUGAAUUUAAUUUGAAAUGCCGCAAAAAUGAAUUUGGCCUUCAGGUGAUGUGGCGAUUGGCUAGUUAAUCUGACUUGAGGCCAAUGGAGAAGUGCAAACCAAGCAGCCACUCUGGGCUGUUUCUCGGCUCUGGGCUGUUCUGUGUGCCAGCACCUGGGUGAGUGGAAACUUGGCCUUUGUGCCCCUGAUGGGCCGGGUCAGGGAGAGAUGGGAUGGGUCAAGGAUGCAGCCUGAGAGCCACACAGUCUGCAGCAGCCCAUGCCCUUCCAGCUGACCCAGGCGCCAACCAUGCUCUGCACCACAGUGGUCAGACCAGGCUCAGGUGUGAGCAGGGACUAGGCAUGUCCUCUGGGAAAGGGAAGGCCUGUUAUGGAGGCGGGAGGAGCAGAUGUGUGCCAGAUGUGGGCAGCGCUAGUGCCAAAGGUGGGAAAUUUCAGGGGAAAGAUUUUGGUUCCAUUCAGUCCUACAGCUGCUCUAGGUAUUGGAGAUGUUUAAGCGGAAGCUGGUUGAGGACCUAUUAGGGAUGAUGUUAAAGAUCACAGUCAGGUGAACUUUAAGGUCCUUUUAGCCUUCAGAUUGGCAUCCUGUACCUAGAGUUACCCGUUUACAUACAUCGAGAACAGAUGUCUUGGUUUGAAGGGCAGCCAUUUGGGUCCAUGGCGCCAUGCUCUACACACUGGAGCUGGGAAUUCCAGAAUUGCUUUGACUCCCAUAUGCAUGGAUAAAGCCAUUUCCAUUUCUUGGGAGGCUAGGGAAGUAGACAUCAGCAAUGGGAUCUUUGUCUUCUCACAUGUACGGAAAGCUGUGGGGCUGGAUAGAAUUUGCUGUACUGGAUAGCCAUCCCCAGAAGGCGUUCAGUCUGUCUAGUCUGAGCCUAGAUGGGUUUCUCAGGUGAAGGGAAGCAGUGGGCCAAAGAGCAUCAGGUUAAAAGGACGAGUCCCCUUAUUUCACACCUAAAACCAAAGCUCAGAAAGGAAAGCACACUUACUCAUAGUCAGGCAGGAAGUCAUAGCAGAGCUGUUGAAACUGGAGUGUUCAGAUUUCUGGACCACAGAUGUCCCCCUGCACCAUCAUUUUAAAAAGCAGUUACUCAGUAAAUUUGAGUCUGCCUUUGUGGUUGGCAUAUGUCAGCGGGCUAUGGCUUCUUGCUCAGGUGAUUCAUGUUGACGGUCUAC
Molecule: messenger RNA, 4883 nt
Organism: Myotis davidii
Lineage: Eukaryota; Metazoa; Chordata; Mammalia; Chiroptera; Vespertilionidae
Gene: TRPV3
Product: transient receptor potential cation channel subfamily V member 3
Exons: 19
Coding region: 1-2376 (791 amino acids)
Biological process (GO): calcium ion import across plasma membrane
Cellular component (GO): membrane
Molecular function (GO): calcium channel activity; protein binding
Source: RefSeq, a predicted model, not a curated record